Pipistrellus nathusii (Nathusius's pipistrelle) is the source of this 1920-nucleotide messenger RNA. Lineage: Eukaryota; Metazoa; Chordata; Mammalia; Chiroptera; Vespertilionidae. The record is from the annotation of a GenBank genome assembly.
AUGCUUCGGCCCCUGGUGACAUGCACACGGUGUAAUGACAGGGCUCUGGCUGAGACCAUGGCCAAUGGCAUUGACGAGCUCAUUGGCAUUCCCUUCCCCAACCACAGCAGCGAGGUUCUGUGUAGCCUGAACGAGCAGCGGCACGAUGGCCUGCUCUGCGACGUGCUGCUGGUGGUGCAGGAGCAGGAGUACCGCACCCAUCGCUCUGUCCUGGCAGCCUGCAGCAAGUACUUCAAAAAGCUCUUCACAGCUGGCACCUUAGCCAGCCAACCCUAUGUCUACGAGAUCGACUUUGUCCAGCCAGAGGCUCUGGCCGCCAUCCUCGAGUUCGCCUACACCUCCACACUCACCAUCACCACCUCCAACGUCAAGCACAUCCUCAACGCUGCCCGGAUGCUGGAGAUCCAGUGCAUCGUGAACGUGUGCCUGGAGAUCAUGGAGCCGGGCGGGGAUGGCGGGGAGGAGGACGACAAGGAGGACGACGACGAUGACGAGGAUGACGAUGACGAGGAGGAUGAGGAGGAGGAGGAGGAGGAAGAGGAUGAGGAAGAGGAUGAUGAUACGGAGGAUUUCGCUGAUCAAGAAAACUUGCCCGACCCCCAGGACAUCAACUGCCACCAAAGCCCUUCCAAGGCAGACCAUCUCACAGAGAAGGCCUAUGCAGACACACCCAGGGACUUCCCGGACUCCUUCCAGGCCAGCAGCCCUGGCCAUCUGGGCGUUAUCCGGGACUUCUCCAUUGAAUCUCUGCUGAGGGAGAACCUGUACCCCAAAGCCAACAUCCCCGACAGGAGACCCUCCUUAUCUCCCUUUGCCCCAGACUUCUUCCCACACCUCUGGCCAGGGGACUUUGGUGCCUUUGCCCAGCUGCCCGAGCAGCCCAUGGACAGUGGGCCCCUGGACCUGGUCAUCAAGAACCGAAAGAUCAAGGAAGAGGAGAAGGAGGAGCUGCCCCCGCCCCCGCCCCCGCCCUUCCCGAAUGACUUCUUCAAGGACAUGUUCCCGGACCUUCCCGGGGGGCCGCUGGGCUCCAUCAAGGCGGAAAAUGACUAUGGUGCCUAUCUCAACUUCCUGAGUGCCACCCACCUCGGGGGGCUCUUCCCGCCCUGGCCCCUGGUGGAGGAGCGCAAGCUGAAGCCCAAGGCCUCUCAGCAGUGCCCCAUCUGCCACAAAGUCAUCAUGGGGGCCGGGAAGCUGCCGCGGCACAUGCGGACCCACACCGGGGAGAAGCCAUACAUGUGCAACAUCUGCGAGGUCCGCUUCACCAGGCAGGACAAGCUCAAGAUCCACAUGCGGAAGCACACAGGGGAGCGGCCCUACCUGUGCAUCCACUGCAACGCCAAGUUCGUGCACAACUACGACCUCAAGAAUCACAUGCGCAUCCACACGGGCGUGCGGCCCUACCAGUGCGAGUUCUGCUACAAGAGCUUCACGCGCUCUGACCACCUGCACCGCCACAUCAAGCGCCAGAGCUGCCGCAUGGCCCGGCCUCGGCGGGGCCGCAAGCCCGCCGCCUGGAGGGCCGCCAGCCUGCUGUUCGGGCCCGGAGGCCCGGCCCCGGAGAAGGCGGCCUUCGUGAUGCCCCCGGCGCUGGGCGAGGUGGGCGCCCACCUGGGCGGGGCCGCCAUGUGCCUGCCGGGCCCCAGCCCCACCAAGCACUUCCUGGCGGCGCCCAAGGGCGCGCUGAGCCUGCAGGAGCUCGAGCGGCAGUUCGAGGAGACACAGAUGAAGCUGUUCGGGCGCGCCCAGCUGGAGGCCGAGAGGAACGCGGGCGGCCUGCUGGCCUUCGCGCUGGCCGAGAACGUGGCCGCCUCCAGGCCCUACUUCCCGCUGCCCGACCCCUGGGCUGCGGGCCUGGCCGGCCUCCCUGCGCUCGCUGGCCUCAACCACGUGGCCUCCAUGUCUGAAGCCAACAACUAG